Molecule: messenger RNA, 1377 nt
Organism: Aureobasidium vineae
Lineage: Eukaryota; Fungi; Ascomycota; Dothideomycetes; Dothideales; Saccotheciaceae
Source: the annotation of a GenBank genome assembly
AUGGAAGAUCUUCCUGGCGCCGAAUCUCCUCCCGUCAACGACGUCGGCCACGAGCCUGCUGGCAACGACGACNCCCAGGAUCCCCUUCGCCCUGAGAUCGAGGAAGAAGAUGCUGCCCGCACUCCACCAAUCGCCGACCCUCACCAAGACACCGAGCUCGCCGAAGACGACCAGAACCCACAGUUGUCAAUGCCCGGAGCCGCCGACAAUGAUGACAACGACGCCGACUCAGACGCGUUGAGCGAUGUCGAUGAAGCCCAGUUCCAGGACUUCGACCCAAACGCCAUCGCUAUUGAGGAGCGCCCGAGGGUUGUGGAUGCUAGUGGUGUUGCGCUGCUUGGAAAACACAAGCGCAAGCGUGAUGACGCUGAUGGGGAGGGCAAGAGAAAGCGUAGAGAGGGCCGUCGUGAAAAGCCAAAGCGUAGCAAGCGUACUGGCGAGGAUGGUCAAGAUUUUGAUGGCGAUGAAGAGGGCGAAGGACGCAGGAGAAAGACAAAAGCGCCUGGCGAGAAGCGCAAGAAGAGAACACCUAGCCCCGAGGACGACUCGAACCUGACACCAGAAGAGAGUGAGANNCGCAGAAAGGAGUUCUCUCGCAAGCUAGACGAGGCCCUCAAGAAGCCCAAGACAAACAACAGACGCAAGGCUGGUAUCGAUCUGGAGCAGAUGGCCGAUUCCGAGCUCGAAGAGAUGCGUCGUCGUAUGGCCGAAGCCGCCCAAGCCGACACACAAGCGCGCGACGAAGGAAAGCCUGCUAUGCACAAGCUUAAACUCCUCCCAGAGGUUGUCGCCCUGCUGAACCGCAACACGCUGCAAAACGCCCUCGUAGAUCCGGAUAUCAACCUCCUCGAGUCUGUCCGCUUCUUCCUCGAGCCUCUCAACGAUGGCUCACUGCCCGCCUACAACAUCCAGCGCGAGCUGUUUGCCUGUCUGGCCAAACUCCCCAUCUCANAAGACGCCCUCGUCGCCUCGGGCAUUGGCAAAGUCACCCACUUCUACACGCGCAGCACCAAAGCCGAACCGGGCAUCAGACGCCAGGCCGAGAAGCUGGUCGGCGAAUGGACGCGUCCUAUCCUCAAGCGCACUGAUGACUUCCGCAAGCGCGAGUUCGUAGAGGCCACCUACGAUCCUAGCCAACAGCCCAUGCGUAGCACGCAGACCGUUGACAAGGCUGCCCGCGCCGCUGCGGCCAGAAAAGCAGCUCUGGCUUACCCUACCACCACUAACCGUGCUCGUGUCGAUGGCGGUCUCGGUACCUACACCAUCGUGCCCAAGAGCGAUCUCACAAGAGCUGCACCCGGUGUUCGCCGUUUGGGUGCUGCUGGAGAUGAGCUUGCUCGUAAGUUGCAGGCCCGUUCCAAGCAGCAGAGGAGAUAG